CAAUUAUGAAAAAAACAAAAAAAAUAAAAAAUAAAAAAUUGAAGUCAAUCGGUCUAUGAAAGACAAGUUGUGGAAAGUUGGAAAAAUUUUGGCGCGUUUCUUCCCUAACCCCAUCUUAGACGGCAAUGACUUUGACAUAGUUGACUGCUAUAGCUCUUCAUCUUCCUAUUAAGCUCUAUGGACAACAGGACACUGGUAGAUUUUAAAUCGAAAACAAAAUCUCAAACUGCUUUCCCUAUACUUAAUUUCCAUAUAAAACCAAGCUUCAUCGACAAUUCAACAACAAAAUGCUGAACCUCUCUUCUUGGAGUCCAAACUACAAAAUGCAUAGCAGAUGUACAAGCAGAGAAGAUGAAGAAUUCGAUUUCUGCAUCGCACGCGAAUCCAUUUGUAUAGAAAAUUUUAGCGAUCAUAUAAGCAGCGGCGGCGGUGGUGAGUUAGAGUGUCAAGCGCAAGACAGCUUUGGUGCUUACUCAUCACCAUUCCAGGAGUCCAACAAUAUGACAAAUAUCACUGAUUCUUCUCCUUUGCUUCCUUACAACCAUCACUACUGUAAUCUUUCCCCUGCAUCGGCAAGACGAGGAUUAAUCUUGGAAAGUAGAAGGGAACUUAUGGAAAUGAUUCAUAACAUGCCCGAAUCUUGUUACGAACUAUCUCUUAAAGAUAUUGUUGAUCAGCAGCAUGGCCUGCAGGAGGAUGCUGCAAAAGAGAGCGUCAUCGAAGAUCGAAGUUUUCAUUUUGACACCGAAGCUCAAAUUAGGAAGCAAAAGAGAAAGAAAAAGAGCUUCAAGACCGGUCAGCUAUCGAGGAUUGAAAGUAUGGAAGAUAAAACUUUCCUAAUAAAGAUGUUCUUCCCAAUAACUCCUCUAAGUUCAAACAAGAAAGGAAAACAAUUGAGUCGAUCGAAAGUUACUUCGCGUUCAUCACCUAAACGAGCUGAUCAAAACCAUAAGAAUAAAAAAAUAUGGACAUUGAGAUUCAUUAUUGCAUGGUUGAAUAAAAGCAUCUUCAGGAAAAGCGUUAGCAAAAGCAACAAUAGCACAAGAAGGUGUGCUGACACCAAUUUGGUACCUGGUUGUUGGUCUUUCUUGGGCUGCAAGAAUAAAAGCAGAGCUGAAUGAAACAGAGGAUGCAUUUUCUGAAUGGCAAAGCUAUGUAAGUCAGGAGCUAGGAGCUACUUUCAGCAAUCAAAAUUAGUGAAAUCCAUUAGCUAAAGAAAUUACUAGUGCAAACCAAAUUUUUAGUUUGUAAAGAUUAAAGAAACACUAAUUUCCGUUCAAAACUUCCCUAGAGCUCCUAAAAGAAAACGAAGAAAAAACAGACCAUAAAAAGCGAGAGAAGGCAAAACAUGAGGUUCAAUUACAAUAAACAUGCCUAAAUUUUGUGAUUUUCACAGAAUUAUUUCUGGUAUUCCUUAAUUUCAUGCGAGUAAUCAAAGCCAAGUAUGUAAAUUUAUUUCUUCCCAUUAGCAAACUGUACAUAUAUAUAUUUGAGGGCAUUAUUAUGUUUUAAUAUUUUUAUGAAGGUAGCCCUAUUCCUACAGCACAUGUAUAACAUGUAUAAUUCCAACAGAAAGCAAAUUGACAGAGACUAAGUUAAUCUGUACUCAUUUUAAAAUAAUAAUAAUAAUAACAAUUCCUAGCUA
This is a messenger RNA of Ziziphus jujuba (common jujube), 1645 nucleotides long. RefSeq lists its product as uncharacterized. Lineage: Eukaryota; Viridiplantae; Streptophyta; Magnoliopsida; Rosales; Rhamnaceae. The transcript has 2 exons. The coding region runs from base 288 to 1121 and encodes 277 amino acids. The record is from RefSeq and is a predicted model, not a curated record.